AUGACUGACGUCGCAGACGGAGUAUCACUACUAGCCUAUGUCACUGGCACUGUCCCUACUCCCGCUGAGAAUGCUCCUGCCCCUGAACGAGCACAGUGGGAGCUCCGUGAUGCAGUCGCGCGCCUUGUUAUUCGCAAUCACCUACCGAGGUCUGAGCGCGCGCAUUUCAACCAGCUUAAGACUGCUAAGACGCUGUAUGAUGCUGUCGUUGCCCGCUAUUCCGCCCCGGCCACAGCCACCGUUGGUAGUCUCAUCCUGCCUUACCUGUUCCCAGACUUAGCCUCGUUUCACACUGCUGCCGACCUUAUCACUCACCUCCGCGCUAGUGACGCCCGCUUUCGAGCCGCUCUUACCGACGAGUUCCUCGCCACGAACACCCCCCCGCUGUACUUUACCCUCUACAUCCUCGUCACCCGCCUCCCUGACACUCUUCGUUCUGUCAGGGAUCACUUCCUUGCCAAGGAUCCUCCAACUAUCACUCUGGACGACUUCGAGCAGCAGCUGGUCGCAGCAGAGAAGAACAUCCUCGCUGUCGGUGCUGCUCGUGGCACUCCUCGCACUCCCCUCUUUGAGGGGUGCUCCCCCUCCCCUCUUGACCCCUCCUACACCUCUGCUGCUACUGCAUUCGACUUCCUCGGUGCGGAGAAGGUCGCAGCGGCUUCCGCUCCUGGUGGGAAGCGCGGCGGUGGCAAGGGCAACAAGGGUGGCAGGGGUGGCGGAGGUGGCGGUGGAGGGAGCGGUGGUGGAGGCGGCGGGGGUGGUGGAGGUGGUGGGAGUGGACGUGGGGGUGGAGGCGGUGGGUGGGGUGGCGGCAGGACCGGGGGCGGUGGAGGCGGCAGCGGAGGUGGUGGGGGAGGAGGCAGCGGCAGUGGCGGUGGAGGUGGGAGUGGGGGUGGAUCUGGCCAGAAGGGUGGCCCCACUGGUGGCCAGCAGCAGCAGCCACAGCAGCAGCAGCAGCGUCCUCCCCUCACCUCCCAGCAGCUAAAUAACUGGUUUGCUGGGCGUGGGGCGACUCGGGGUUCUGACCGCUGCCCCUAUGUCAUUCGUACUGGUCCCCGCCAGGGUCGCACCUGCGACGGUUUUCACACUGAGUAUCGUUGUUUUGCUAGGCUUAGUGACGCCUUGCGCGCCAAGUACCCUGAUGCUACUGAGUUCCCCAACUGGGCAGAGCUGCUUAGGCGUGAUGUGCCUAUCUUUGAUCUGGACUAUGAUGUUAUUCUUGCUGCCAUGUAUGCAUUGACUGUUAGUGCUGAGGGUGACUGCUACUUGUGUGUGCCGCCUGACCCUGGUAUUGACCCCGGUAUAAGGGCUGCAGCCCUAGGUGCUAGUGAGUCUGCUCCCCUUGGUACUGCGUCGGCUCAGGCCUUGCACACGUUUACACUUGACUCUGGUGCUUCCCGCUGUUUCUUUCGCGAUAGCACCACCGUCACUCCCCUCCCUGCACCUGUCCCUGUCUCACUGGCUGACCCCUCUGGGGGCCCAGUGCUUGCACGAGCCACGACUGUGCUCCCGUGCCCGGCGGUCCCGUCUGGUGAGCUGUCAGGUCUCCACGUUCCCUCGUUCUCUACGAACCUGGUGAGCAACGCCGUCCUCCAGGAUCACUGGGUUGACACCUGGACUCCUGGAGGGCAGCGUGUGGCGAUCUGCACGUGCUCCAAGACUGGCCGCCACCUGGCCACGUUCACUCGUGAGCCGGGGUCCAGUCUGUACACCCUCACCACUGUUUCACGCUACACCCCUUUGUCUCCUCAGCUGUACGCGUCUGCUCAGGUAGCUACCUAG
This is a messenger RNA of Closterium sp. Yama58-4, 1782 nucleotides long. NCBI's taxonomy places the organism in Eukaryota, Viridiplantae, Streptophyta, Zygnematophyceae, Desmidiales, Closteriaceae. The record is from the annotation of a GenBank genome assembly.